Molecule: messenger RNA, 733 nt
Organism: Triticum aestivum (bread wheat)
Lineage: Eukaryota; Viridiplantae; Streptophyta; Magnoliopsida; Poales; Poaceae
Exons: 1
Coding region: 67-564 (165 amino acids)
Source: RefSeq, a predicted model, not a curated record
UCGAGUUUAAAGGAUCUUGUGUUUCUCUGCGAGAAGCCAACGCAGCUCCGGCACGCAGACAGAAGGAUGAAGAAGGGUGGCAGGAAAACGAGCAGGUGCUUCUUCUGCCUCGGCGCGCCGAUUCGCGCGCUGUCGAGGGCGUGCGACCUCUACGUGAGCUGCAUGUCCGGCUGCGCGCGCCGCAUGCCGGCGGGGGCUGUGGUGGGUGGCCGCGGCUUCGGCGGGCCGGCCACGACCAUGCACCUGCGGGCGAGCUCGGAUCGCGCCGACGACCCUGUCCGUGCCGCGUCGAAACAGCGCCGCGUCGCGCCCGAGCCGGUGGACGUCGGGGCAGCGAAGAGGAAGGUCCACCUUAGCCAGGCGCCGGCGGCCGUCCUGUCGCGGAGGAAGCCCCCGGCGACGAUGGUGACCAUCGCUGAGGACGGGCCGUGCGAGUUCGGCGCCUGCCCGCUGAAACGUCCAGAGCAGAGGAGUCGCGGCGCGGCGGUGGGCGGACUGGCCGCGCGCGGCGGUGGUUUUGGUGCCAUCAAGGUGGGGAGCAAGGCAUUCGAGAGCCGACCGUGACGCGUGCGUACAAUACACGCGCGUGAUAAAACUUAGCUUCUUUCUUCUAGCUAGAUGUCCAUUCAUUGAUUCCCCAAGUUCUCUCUCCCUCUUGAUGAUUUCUUAUUGACAGAUUUUUUUUUUAAAGGACCAGAUCUAUUAUAAAAAUUACAUUGAAAUUUCCAAACCA